AUGGCUACUUACGGUAAGUUGGAAUCUGGAUUGCAGCAGCAAGCUACUUUGGUGCGAGAAUUUCAACAGCGUCUUCGCAAGCUAAAAGAUAUCACUGGCCAAAUAGGAAUGUCAAAAAAUCGAGCCCAACUUCUAUCUCAAGCUGCCAAAGAAAGAGAAAAUAUGAUGAAAUUGACAAAAGAAAUUCAUGCAUCUUUUAAAAAAUACCCUCCAAAUUUUAAUGAAAAAAUCCAGCAUGACAAAUUAACGAAAGAGUUUCAAACUUUGCUUAAACAAUAUCAAGAUCUAAAUCAAAAAUUACUUGAAAAAGAAAAAUUUGCAGCUGCAGAAGAAGAUAAAAUAAUAGAAGAAAGCGUUGAAACGGGCCAAAGGCCUCUUAAUAGAGACGAUGAUAUGUUUAGGAGUGUAGGUGGAUUGGAUGAAGCUAUGCUUAGGGACAGACAAGAAGAGCUUAAUGCGAUUGAAAAAGAUAUGGUAGAAGUCAAUGUUAUGUUUAAAGAUGUAGCCAAAAUGGUAGUUGACCAAGGAGCCAUGCUAGAUUCGGCAGAAAAUAAUGUGGAUACUGCUGUAAAGGAAACUGGGAGGGCUGUUAUUGAAUUAGAUAAAGCUGAGGUUUAUCAGAAAAAAAGUAAGGGGAAACUUUACUGCAUUUUAGCUAUUGUUUGUGUUGUAGUAGGGGUCUUGGUUGCCAUUGUAGUAAGUACCGUAGUUUUUUAA
Messenger RNA from Blepharisma stoltei, 717 nucleotides. The record is from the annotation of a GenBank genome assembly. Lineage: Eukaryota; Ciliophora; Heterotrichea; Heterotrichida; Blepharismidae.